CAGCGGCAGCAGCAGCAGCAGCAGCAGGAGCAGGAGCAGGAGCAGGAGCAGGAGCAGGAGCAGGAGCAGGAGCAGGAGCAGGAGCAGGAGCAAAAACAGGAGCAGGAGCCGGAACAGCAGCAGCAGCCGCCGGAGGGAAAGAAAAAGGGUGCGCAGCAGCAGCAGCAGCAGCAGCAGCAGCAGCAGCAGCAGCAGCAGCAGCGGCAGCAGCAGCGGCAGCAGCAGCAGCAGCAGAAGCAGGAGCAGGAGCAGGAGCCGAAGCACAGGCGGAAGCGGCGUGCAGAAAAGCAGCAGGCGCAGCAGCAGCGGGCUGAGCCUGUGGCGAAGACCAACUCCGCGUUUGCGGACCGCGACGCGCCCCCAGCCGCCAACGAGCCGGCCAUCAAGCGGCAGAAGCAAGGGGCCCCGCCAGUGGGGGUGCGCGGCUCCGGCAGCGCCGCGGCGGCCCGGCGCGCUGCGGGAGCGGCUGGGCGGCGCUCGUCGCCGCGGCUGCACGGCGAUUCGGCCAAGGCAGCGCCGUCGGUGCUCGAGCCGAGCGGUGGCGGUGGGCGCGGCGGGCAGCAGGAGCGGGCGGCGCCGGCGCCGAG
Messenger RNA from Monoraphidium neglectum, 587 nucleotides. RefSeq lists its product as hypothetical. Lineage: Eukaryota; Viridiplantae; Chlorophyta; Chlorophyceae; Sphaeropleales; Selenastraceae. The transcript has a single exon. The annotation marks the transcript as partial. The record is from RefSeq and is a predicted model, not a curated record.